UUUUUAUUUUAUUUUAUUUUAUUUUAUUUUCCCUCGCCCGCUAGACAACAACAAGCCCCAUCCAUCAUCGCCUUCUCCUCGACCUCUCCCCCCCAGCAUCAUCAUCAUCAUCCUAUAUCAUCACCACGCAUACGCCCCUUGACUGACAGACACACUCCCUCUCAUCUGGCCUGCCUGUUCUGUUUCUCCACUAGCAGAAGGGCGACUGACGCUUUUCUUUUCUUUUCUGUUCUGUUGUUUUCCCUUUGGUUUUCCCCUCCUAGAAAAAAACCCCUCCUAUAUUUCUCAUCAACAAAAAAUGGCCGCGCAGCAAGCUCCACCCACCUUCAAGCUCGUCCUCGUCGGUGACGGCGGUACCGGCAAGACUACCUUCGUAAAACGCCAUCUGACUGGUGAAUUUGAGAAGAAAUACAUUGCUACUUUGGGUGUUGAAGUCCACCCUCUCAACUUUCAGACGAAUCUGGGCGCCAUCCAGUUCGAUGUGUGGGAUACUGCCGGACAAGAAAAGUUUGGUGGUCUGAGAGAUGGUUACUAUAUCAACGGCCAAUGUGGCAUCAUCAUGUUCGAUGUCACCUCCCGCAUUACCUACAAGAACGUCCCAUCUUGGCAUCGUGACCUCGUUCGCGUCUGCGAAAAUGUCCCCAUCGUCCUCUGCGGUAACAAGGUCGACGUUAAAGAGCGAAAAGUGAAGGCCAAGACCAUCACUUUCCACCGCAAGAAGAAUCUCCAGUACUACGAUAUUUCCGCCAAGUCCAACUACAACUUCGAGAAGCCCUUCCUGUGGCUCGCCAGAAAGCUCGUUGGCAACCCUGGCCUGGAAUUCGUUGCCGACAUUGCACUCGCACCACCUGAGGCAACAGUUGAUCCGGCUGCGAUCGCCGCCGCCGAGGAGGAGAUGAGACAAGCUGCCCAGAUGCCUCUUCCCGACGAGGAUGAUGCCGACUUCUAAAAGUUCUGGAGCGAAACAAAAUAUACAUGUUGUAAUGAAUAAAUACGCAAGAAAUAAAGUGGGGGCAAUGGAAAGUCUGAAAACAGAUGUGUAUGCUCAUUGAAAAUGAAAUGAGAAUCCCUUUUGCGAAACUAUUUAAAGAAAAAUCGAAAAUAAUAUACAGUUCUAAUGUGGUAAUGAAAUUCUGUGACAAAUGAUGUGAGAUGUCAGGUUACAUGUCCUGGCUUAUUAAUCCUUUCACUAUAUAACUUCUCACAAGCUAGCAAUCUUUUCAAUCAAGUAAGCUUUACAUAAUUACAUCUUUUAUAGGUUAUAAGAUCUGUUUUACACAUAAAUGCUGCUAAUUCAGAAUUUCUUAUCAAUAUAAUUAUUAUUUUAACUGCUUUAUUUAAUAUAUUUAUUAGGUGUUAAAAUUGUCUUAUUUUAUCAGUAUUAGACUGACUGUGUG
Messenger RNA from Blastomyces gilchristii SLH14081, 1397 nucleotides. Its product is annotated as GTP-binding nuclear protein GSP1/Ran. Gene Ontology annotation, biological process: ribosomal subunit export from nucleus; protein import into nucleus. The coding region runs from base 299 to 949 and encodes 216 amino acids. Gene Ontology annotation, cellular component: nucleus; cytoplasm. The transcript is spliced from 5 exons. Lineage: Eukaryota; Fungi; Ascomycota; Eurotiomycetes; Onygenales; Ajellomycetaceae. Gene Ontology annotation, molecular function: GTPase activity; GTP binding. The record is from RefSeq and is a predicted model, not a curated record.